Molecule: messenger RNA, 1092 nt
Organism: Propithecus coquereli (Coquerel's sifaka)
Lineage: Eukaryota; Metazoa; Chordata; Mammalia; Primates; Indriidae
Gene: ZFP92
Product: ZFP92 zinc finger protein
Exons: 4
Coding region: 1-1092 (363 amino acids)
Biological process (GO): regulation of transcription by RNA polymerase II
Molecular function (GO): DNA-binding transcription factor activity, RNA polymerase II-specific; RNA polymerase II cis-regulatory region sequence-specific DNA binding
Source: RefSeq, a predicted model, not a curated record
AUGGCGGCCAUUCUCCUGACGUCAAGACCCAAGGUGCCAGUGUCUUUUGAGGACGUGUCCGUGUACUUCACAAAGACAGAAUGGAAGCUUCUGGACCUCAGACAAAGGAUCCUCUACAAGCGGGUGAUGCUGGAGAACUAUGGCCAUCUGGUGUCACUAGGAUUUUCCUUCUCCAAGCCUCACCUGAUCUCCCAGCUGGAGCGAGGGGAGGGGCCCUGGGUAGCAGGCAUCCGCAGAACAGGGGCCGCUGCAGGACUGCAGGAAGGUCACUGGAUAAAGAGCAAGACGUCGAUUUCAAUGCAAAAACAUUCUCAAGGAGAACUCCCAGGCGCUGAUCUUCAGGGUGCCAAGGGGAGUCAGGUAGCAAGGUCACCUCUGCCGCAGGGCCAUCCCGCAGGAGCCUCAGUGCCACGAAGUGUCCAGGGCGGCGGGCAGAGUUCGCUUGGCCAGCAGCAGUGCCCCAACGGUGCCGAGAAGCGGUACCUGUGUCAGCAGUGCGGGAAGUCCUUCAGCCGCAGCUCCAACCUCAUCAAGCACGGGGUCAUCCACAGCGGCGAGAAGCCCUACGCCUGCCCGGACUGCGGGAAGCUGUUCCGGCGCAGUUUCGCGCUACUAGAGCACGCGCGCAUCCACAGCGGCGAGCGGCCCUACGCGUGCCCGGAGUGUGGCAAGGCCUUCAGCCGCAGCUCCAACCUCAUCGAGCACCAGCGCACUCACAGCGGCAACAAGCCCUACGCCUGCAGCCAGUGCGGCAAGGCCUUCAAGGGCGUCUCGCAGCUCAUCCACCACCAGCACAGCCAUAGCGGCGAGAAGCCCUUCGAGUGCCAAGAGUGCGGCAAGGCCUUCCGAGGCCGCUCGGGGCUCAGCCAGCACCGGCGCGUGCACAGCGGCGAGAAGCCCUAUGAGUGCAGUGACUGUGGCAAGGCCUUUGGCCGCCGGGCCAACCUGUUCAAGCACCAGGCAGUACACAGCGGGCGGAAGCUGGUGGGCGCCAGGACUGCCAGCCGGCCUGGGAGCCCUGGCGGGAGCACCGCAGACGGAGGCCCUCCGCGGACGGGCAGCGCCGCCCGGCCUGGUGCGAGUCGCCGCUGA